CCUGCCUCUCCGGCCCAUUAAAGGCCCGAAACAGAAAAGCCGAGGGUAAAUGUCGGCGGCGAGAAAGCUCCUCCUCCUUCCCCUGCUCGCCGCCGGCCGCAGAUCCGUCCGCCCCUCGCAGCCUCUUCUCUUCCGGCGCUCCUACUCUGCCGACAAGGCCGGAGAAAGCGCCAAUCGCGGAAAGAGGUCGCCGGUACGGAGGGUCCUGUCGAUUGGUGUCAUCAGCCUCGCUGGUGGAGUCGCCCUCAGUGCCCUCAACGACCUCGCCAUCUUCCAUGGAUGCACCAGGAAGGCCAUUGAGAAGGCUACUGACAACCGAGUGGUUGUAGAAGCAAUUGGGGUGCCUAUAGUUAGAGGACCAUGGUAUGAUGCAUCUGUUGCUGUCGGUCAGCGACGGAGAUCUGUGUUAUGCACAUUUCCCGUAUCUGGGCCACAGGGGUCGGGGCUAUUUCAUGUUGAGGCCAUCAGAAAUGGAGAGGAUGGUAUGCUCUCAUUUUUGCGGCACCAUGAUUGGGAGAUACUUGUCAUGGAUGCUCAUCUAGAAGCACCUUCGGAUGAUGGCAAUCAGAAAACUAUUAUUGUAAACCUUACGAGCAGUGCUGAUCGUCUAUGAUGGGACUGGUGGGGAAUAUGAAGGACUAAAGAGCUAGUUAAGCUAUUGUCAAGAAAAAAAAGUGCUAGUUAGUUAGGCUAGCAUCACUUGGGAAAGAAGAAGAAUUUUGAGUAAGGUUUGGUUUGGUGUGUAGAAAUGAGUCAAGAGGCAGAUUCAUCAGUCAUGCUGCGCUGCGCCUAUAUAUAAUUGUGGUUUGUUGCAAGUUAAUUGUCUAUUCAUAGGCGCAACGUGCAUCUGCAGAUAAACUGUAUAAUCUUUGAAACAUGGGGAGUUCUAAAAUUAGGAGCAUUAUGUGGGUUGGUUGUACCUGCAUUUGCAGCCA
Messenger RNA from Brachypodium distachyon (stiff brome), 935 nucleotides. RefSeq lists its product as uncharacterized. The transcript has 4 exons. Bases 50 to 613 code for a protein of 187 amino acids. Lineage: Eukaryota; Viridiplantae; Streptophyta; Magnoliopsida; Poales; Poaceae. The record is from RefSeq and is a predicted model, not a curated record.